AUGAUAUUAGGUGAAAGGAACUUGCUUGAACUGAGUGGAAAAGAUCAUAACAGAGUUAGAGGUGCACUUGUCUCGUUCUUGAAGCCGGAAUCUUUGAAACACUAUGUUGGUAAAAUUGAUGAAGAGGUUAGGAGCCACCUUCAGAUGCAUUGGGAAGGGAAGCAGCAGGUCAAGGUAUUGCCCCUGAUGAAGACUCUGACAUUCAACAUAAUUUUCUCUCUUUUGUUUGGUCUUGAGAGUGGAAAACAAAGAGAUCAACUUAUGAAUCCCUUCCGAGCAUUGAUUAAAGGAGUGUGGUCAGUCCCAAUCAAUAUACCCUUCACAAGCUACAACCGCAACCUCAGGGAAAGUGAAAGGAUACAAAACUUGUUGAAGGAGAUUGUGCGCCAGAAGAAGGUUGAACAUGAGAAAAAUGACACAAAUUCUCGCCAAGACUUAAUUAGUUGCUUCCUUAGCAUGGUUGGAGAUGAUAAACAAGUUUUGACUGAGAAGGAAAUCAUCCAUAAUGCUAUGCUUGUCAUGGUCGUGGGGCAUGACACGUCAGCUAUUCUAAUCACUUUCAUUAUCCGGAUCUUGGGUAACGAUCCGGAUAUUUGUGCAACUGUUCUUCAAGAACAGGAAGAAAUAGAAAAAGGCAAGCUCUUGGGAGAGGCUUUAAUAUGGGAGGACAUUUGA
This is a messenger RNA of Lathyrus sativus (Indian pea), 675 nucleotides long. NCBI's taxonomy places the organism in Eukaryota, Viridiplantae, Streptophyta, Magnoliopsida, Fabales, Fabaceae. The record is from the annotation of a GenBank genome assembly.